This is a messenger RNA of Caenorhabditis sp. 36 PRJEB53466, 1517 nucleotides long. Lineage: Eukaryota; Metazoa; Nematoda; Chromadorea; Rhabditida; Rhabditidae. The record is from the annotation of a GenBank genome assembly.
AUGCUCUCGUUCGCCGCUGACUUCUUCGACGAUAUGAAGGUCGGAAAAGAGGAUUCAGAUCUUAUUUUGUAGAAAAAAUGCUUUAGAUAGAAGAAAAAUGCUUUAGAUAGAAUAUUUCAGAGACAACUAAUGACGUUAGGAAAAGACAGAUACUCACUGGCUAGGACUUACAAACGGGUGGAGAGUGCGAAGGGAAGAGCGAGGCCGGAACUGCGGAAGUUCGGAUGGGACACUCUCGAAUACGCCGACAAUCUCAGCCUGCCGCCACUUAAAGAUACCAUCCAGCGGUUAUUCUGAAAAGGAAGACUGAUUCUACGAAGUUUCUGAUUUCAGCAUCGACGGAAGAACGAUCUCAGUCGAAGACUUCCGACGCGAUUUCGAGAGACCACGCAUUCCUGUUAUUUUGGCCGGGUUGACCGAGGAUUGGGCUGCCAAUGAGAAAUGGAGCGUCGAGGUUCUUUCCUGAGUUGAAAAGAUGUUCAUGGCUCUUUUCAGCGUCUCUCUAAAAAGUACCGCAAUCAAAACUUCAAAUGCGGAGAAGAUGAUAACGGAAAUUCUGUUCGUAUGAAAAUGAAAUAUUACCACGACUACAUGCUCAACAACCGAGAUGAUUCUCCUCUUUACAUCUUCGACAGCAGCUUCGCCGAGGUCAGAUUAAUUUCCUUUUUUUACGAUUUAUUUCCUUUGCAGAGACGCAAGACGAAAAAAUUGUCAGAAGACUACACGGUUCCCAAGUUCUUCGCCGACGACCUAUUCCACUACGCCGACGACAAGAAACGACCGCCCCACCGAUGGUUCGUGAUGGGUCCCGCCCGUUCCGGCACUGCCAUUCACAUCGAUCCGUUGGGCACUAGUGCGUGGAAUUCUCUACUCCGCGGGCACAAACGAUGGGUGCUGAUCCCUCCGAGUGCGCCCCGCGAACUGGUCAAACCGAUGGCUCACGAGAAAGGAAAACAUCCAGAUGAGGGUGUCACGUGGUUCCAGACCGUCUACAAACGGGUCCGCAGUCCCGCUUGGCCUAAGGAAUAUGCACCGAUCGAAUGCCGGCAAGGACCGGGAGAGACGAUGUUCGUGCCAGCCGGAUGGUGGCACGUCGUCAUCAACGAAGACCUGACCGUCGCUGUCACUCACAACUACUGCUCCGUCGAGAAUCUUCAUCUCGUCUGGCCGAAAACCGUGAAAGGAAGACCGAAGUUGAGCAAGCAUUGGCUCAAACGGUUUGUGAAUGACCAAUACAAUUCAGAUAAUGAUCUCGAAUUUCCAGGUUGGCAGAGCAACGUCCCGAAGUUAUGCAUAUAAUCAAAUCGGCGUCUGAAGUGCCACUUCACGACAUAAAUGAAUCCUCGAGUGAUUCUUCCAGCUCCUCCUCCUCUUCUGACCAGUCUUCCGAUGAAUCGGAAAGAGAAGAUGGAGGUCCGUGUGCAAUCAACAACCGCAAGAGACGGUACAUCAACGACGGCGGUAGCGAUUGCCCCGAGAAAAUGAAAUUAAACUGUUCGCACUACUCGAUGGCCUGA